Messenger RNA from Cucurbita moschata (crookneck pumpkin), 2158 nucleotides. Its product is annotated as protein HLB1-like. The record is from RefSeq and is a predicted model, not a curated record. The transcript is spliced from 14 exons. The coding region runs from base 163 to 1902 and encodes 579 amino acids. Gene Ontology annotation, molecular function: protein binding. Lineage: Eukaryota; Viridiplantae; Streptophyta; Magnoliopsida; Cucurbitales; Cucurbitaceae.
AAAUUUGGGAUUUAGUUACCUAAGCUACUUGUGUCACUCGUUCAUGGCGGAGUAAUUCGGCAUUUUCUCUUUGGACUUUCAGUUUCGUUCUUGACGGAUCUUCAAUCUGCUGGUUUUCCGGAACCUCGCUUCAAUCCUGCCCUUCCUGUUCGACACUUCACCAUGUCGCCGACUCCCGAGGAACCCAAUAAUUUGCAGAACGGAAUCGAAAUCGAACCACACAUUUCGGUAGAAUCAAAUCAAAUUGGUGAAUCCAAAUCAGAGCCGGAAUCCACAGCAGAUGUAGUUCCCACAGCUGAAUUACAACAAGAACGCGAAUUGGAAUCAGUUAAUGGAGUAGAAGACUUGGAGCCUCAAUCGGAGCUGGUAAUUCCCACAGCUGAAUUACAACAAGAACGCGAAUCGGAAUCAGUCAAUGGAGUAGCAGACUCGGAGCUUCAAUCGGAGCUGGAUUCUCCAAGGAAACAGUUAUCGGAGUCCAUCCAAUUACAGGUAGCGACGGAUGUUGCAGAUCCGAGGUUUGAAGAGCCUAAAGGAACCUCGAUCUCAUCCAACGGCACUGAGAACUCGCAACCUGCGCUGCGUAAAGAUGAAGGAAGCCGAACAUUUACAAUGAGAGAGUUGCUGAAUGGAUUGAAAGUUGAAGAUGGUAACGACAGCCUUAACGAAUCUGAAGGCGAGAAGCCGGAGGCGAACUCCGGUUACAGUCUUAAUCAAGAUAGUCCACAUCAGCCUUAUUCUGAACAGAGCAGAGCUGCCAUGGAGUUGAUCAACAGUGUUACAGGUGUUGAUGAAGAGGGCCGUUCUCGCCAAAGGAUUCUCACAUUUGCUGCUAGGAGGUAUGCGAGUGCAAUUGAGAGAAAUGGUCAAGAUUAUGAUGCUCUAUACAAUUGGGCUUUGGUCCUCCAGGAGAGUGCAGACAAUGUUAGUCCAGAUUCCACUUCACCUUCUAAAGAUGCGUUGCUUGAAGAGGCUUGUAAAAAGUACGAUGAGGCUACCCGUCUUUGCCCAACACUUCAUGAUGCUUUUUAUAAUUGGGCUAUUGCAAUCUCUGAUCGUGCCAAAAUGCGUGGUCGUACAAAGGAGGCUGAAGAACUGUGGAAGCAGGCUACCAAAAAUUAUGAAAAAGCUGUCCAACUCAACUGGAAUAGUCCCCAGGCACUAAAUAAUUGGGGGCUUGCUCUACAGGAACUCAGUGCGAUUGUGCCAGCACGAGAAAAGCAGACAAUUGUAAAAACAGCUAUCAGUAAGUUCCGUGCUGCUAUACAGUUGCAAUUUGAUUUUCAUCGAGCAAUCUACAACCUUGGUACUGUUCUGUAUGGACUAGCUGAGGACACAUUGCGGACUGGUGGCACAGGAACUGUUAAGGAUGUUUCCCCUAAUGAGUUGUACAGCCAAUCUGCAAUUUAUAUUGCAGCUGCGCAUGCUCUAAAACCAAGUUACUCUGUUUACAGCAGUGCCUUGCGGUUGGUUCGUUCAAUGCUGCCGUUACCCUAUCUAAAAGUUGGAUACCUGACUGCACCUCCGGUGGGGAGACCAUUUGCUCCUCACGGUGAUUGGAAACGUUCACAAUUUUUUCUAAAUCAUGAUGUAUUGCAAAAGCUUAACAUAGGCGGGGAACAAACACAAACAUCCCCUACUCUUUUAGGAAGAUCUGGAAGUACCUUGAAUGGCGACAGGACAAUGAAAGUAGAAAUUCCAGAUAUUGUCUCUGUUUCAGCCUGUGCAGAUCUAACUUUACCACCCGGUGCCGGGCUCUGCAUCGACACAAUCCAUGGACAAAUUUUCUUGGUUGCUGACUCGUGGGACGCGCUCGAUGGAUGGCUUGAUGCAAUUAGAUUAGUUUACACGAUCUAUGCCCGAGGGAAGAACGAGGUUUUAGCUGGCAUCAUAGCAGGUUGAUCAUUACCAAGUACGCAAAAAUGUUUCAGUGAUAUUAUCUUGAUGUCUAUAUGAUGUUUAUUCACAUUAGAUUGAGUACUCAUUUCCAUAGAUUGAAACACAAAAUUUUGGGUUGCUUUCCAGUGCUUAGAACAUGUUUCUCUUGUCAGAUCCCCUUUUCAGUGUAUAAUAAUCUAUGUACAUGUCGCUUGUUAACAGCACGCACAAGUGGGUACCGUUUUGGACCCUUGAGGUAUUUUCAUUGUAUUUUUAUAUA